CCCUGGGAGCCACAGUACAGUUACUCCUGUCUCUACAUUGUAGCAGAAAGUCAGCCAUUAGCUCUGUAACAUUUGCUGCCUACCCUCUGUCUGUCUCAGAUGCAGAUGAAUGCACACUGUUUGGCCAGGAGGUAUGUAAAGGAGGCUUCUGUUUAGACACUAUGGGCAGCUAUGAGUGUUACUGCAAGACUGGACAAGACUACGACCCUACCAAACUGGAGUGCAGAGACAUCAAUGAGUGUCUGGAUGAGUCUGUGUGUGUUGGUGGACAGUGUCAGAACACAGAUGGUUCAUUCAUGUGUUUAUGUACUCAUCCUAUGGUGUUGGACCCCAACAGUAACCGCUGUGUCUUUGUUCCUGAGGUGGCUGAGCAACAUGAGGCUGAGCAGAUAGACUAUCAGGGUAUCUGCUGGCAGACGGUGACAGAAACCAUGACGUGCACACGGCCGCUUGGUCCCAACAGGAAGGUCACAUACACGGAGUGCUGCUGUCUGCACGGAGAGGCCUGGGGCAUGGACUGUGCCCUAUGUCCGCCUAGAAACACCGGUACAUACUACACAACAACACACACUGCUCCCCUGUGUAGUGUUAAUGAACGUUACAGUGUGGGGCAACAGAUUAUCUGCUGCGAACAUAAAACAUGA
This is a messenger RNA of Morone saxatilis (striped sea-bass), 644 nucleotides long. RefSeq names its product latent-transforming growth factor beta-binding protein 1-like. The annotation marks the transcript as partial. The transcript has 3 exons. The record is from RefSeq and is a predicted model, not a curated record. Gene Ontology annotation, molecular function: calcium ion binding. NCBI's taxonomy places the organism in Eukaryota, Metazoa, Chordata, Actinopteri, Moronidae.